Messenger RNA from Morus notabilis, 708 nucleotides. RefSeq names its product amino acid transporter AVT1J-like. The record is from RefSeq and is a predicted model, not a curated record. Gene Ontology annotation, cellular component: vacuolar membrane. Gene Ontology annotation, molecular function: amino acid transmembrane transporter activity. Gene Ontology annotation, biological process: amino acid transmembrane transport. Lineage: Eukaryota; Viridiplantae; Streptophyta; Magnoliopsida; Rosales; Moraceae. The transcript is spliced from 2 exons. The annotation marks the transcript as partial.
AUGGAGAUCAACCAAAACCAGCUCUCACAAUUACCAGAGGAACCAACCAAAGGAACCACAAUCCUCAGAACUUGUUUCAAUGGAAUCAAUGCUUUAUCAGGUGUGGGACUACUAUCAAUUCCUUAUGCACUUUCCCAAGGAGGGUGGCUAAGUUUAGCUCUCCUUUUCUCAGUAGCCAUCCUCUGUUGGUACACAGGGCUGCUUCUCAAGCGAUGCAUGGACUCAAACCCACUCAUCAAAACCUACCCGGAUAUCGGCGAGGCCGCCUUCGGACGCAAAGGACGAGCCGUGAUAUCCGUCUUCAUGUACAUAGAGCUGUUCCUAGUUGCCGUCGAGUUUCUCAUACUAGAAGGUGACAACUUGGACAAGUUGUUCCCCAACACAAGCUUGAGAAUUGGAGGCCUGAAAAUGAAAGGUCAGAGAGGUUUCAUGCUUCUGACUGCGCUUGUGAUAUUGCCAACAACGUGGCUGAGGAGUUUGGGAGUGUUGGCCUAUGUGUCCGCUGGUGGGGUCCUCGCUUCGGUGUUUGUGGUGGGGUGUGUUCUGUGGGCUGGUGCUUUUGAUGGCGUUGGAUUCCAUCAAGGAGAUGAGAUUUUGAAGCUCGGAGGAAUUCCCACCACUAUAAGCUUGUUUGUUUUCUGUUAUUGUGGCCAUGCAGUUUUUCCCACUUUGUGCAAUUCCAUGAAGGAUAGAACCCAAUUUUCAAAG